AUGUUGACAAAACCAUUAAUUACGAUAGCUAAAAAUGGAGUUGGUGCGUUCGUUUUCUCAUGUCGCAAGAUUGAAUUUAAUUAUUGUGAACGUAGUGGAAGUAGUCGUGGAAUGAUCGAAUAUCUUCAAAAUCAUUUAAUCCCUUUCGCAAAAGAGAAUCCACAAUUAGAAGUUGUAGUAACCCCGCGCCCAUCAAAACAUCCUCUCAUAACUGGAACAUACUUGAAUCGUAAACAAAAGCAGGUUUGUGUUAGAAAUAAAAAACCGGAUGCAAUUGCUGAAAUUGUAAAAUUAAUACGCGACAAUACUGGGGUUACUGCAAAGAAAAGAUUCAAGAAACCGGUUAUUUCAACAACUGAAAGUAUUAGAGGUAUAUGGAGUCCAUUCCAUACUCGACCACAUUCAAUUUAA
Molecule: messenger RNA, 411 nt
Organism: Funneliformis mosseae
Lineage: Eukaryota; Fungi; Glomeromycota; Glomeromycetes; Glomerales; Glomeraceae
Source: the annotation of a GenBank genome assembly